Messenger RNA from Lytechinus variegatus (green sea urchin), 6254 nucleotides. RefSeq names its product low-density lipoprotein receptor-related protein 2-like. Lineage: Eukaryota; Metazoa; Echinodermata; Echinoidea; Temnopleuroida; Toxopneustidae. Gene Ontology annotation, molecular function: calcium ion binding; protein binding. Bases 78 to 6122 code for a protein of 2014 amino acids. The transcript has 42 exons. The record is from RefSeq and is a predicted model, not a curated record.
ACGAGCAGAACCUGAUCUGUGCUGUUACGUACGGACAUCCGAUAUUCACGAAGAAAGUGCAAUAAUGCAAGGAUGAUAUGGAGAAGAUACUCUCUAAUUCAAUGUUAAUAGGAAAACUCAAGAUGCCAAGAUCACCUCGGAUUUACACAUAUAUUUUAGUUAUUUUAUCUACUUUCGCAAUAUCAUUAGUCUAUGGACAAGUUCCAACAUGUGAUAAUUCCAAUGGAGGGUGUAGUGAUAUAUGUACGCCCCUAUCUGCAUCAGGAGGAGUAAUAUGUUCGUGUUCAGACAACAAAACGUUAGCCAACAAUAACAGAGUCUGUGUCCCACCAGAUACAAAAGUUUGUGAUGGCUCGACCCAGUUUACAUGUGCCAAUGGGGAGAAAUGUAUACCGCUCAUCCAGGCUUGUGACAUCACUGAUGACUGCGGGGACGAGUCGGAUGAGGGAACUAACUACUGCUAUGACCAUAAAUGCGGUGUAGAUCAAUUCACAUGUGACAACGGAAAAUGUAUUUAUGAACAGUUUAAAUGUGAUUUCUACAAUGAUUGCUUCGAUAACAGUGAUGAAAACCCAGACAUAUGUGGAUUUGUUACAUGUUCCCCUGGGUCGUUUGCGUGUGCCAAUGGUAUCUGUAUAUCAAACAGUUCUCUAUGUAAUGGUAUUGAUGAAUGUUUAGAUGGCAUGGCUAGUGAUGAACUUGGUUGCCCCGACAGAACAUGUUCCCCUGGUACUGUCCCGUGUGAGAACAGUAAUAUCUGUAUUUCACCCCAGUGGCUGUGUGAUAAAUCUAAUGACUGUGGUGAUAACUCGGAUGAAGAUAGCUCUUUCUGCAGUAACCGAACAUGCUCAGUGGAAGAUUUCUUGUGUCAAAGUGGUAAAUGUAUCCCAGGAGCGUGGUUCUGUGAUGGAAGAUCAGACUGUCCUGAUGGUGACGACGAAGUUGAAGAUGUCUGCACUGCUCCUAAUUUCACUUGUCAUUAUGGUCUCUUUACCUGUGAUGACGGAACAUGUAUCACUGAAGAAUGGGAAUGUGAUGGCAUACCAGAAUGUCCAGACGGCUCAGAUGAAUACAGAAGUUGCCCGGAAUAUGUUUGUCCGGAGAACUUCUACAAGUGUGAGCAGAAAAAGCAUCUAAAGAACAGAUGCAUCCCCGACACUGCUGUAUGUGAUGGACAAGUUGAUUGUGCCAUGGGAGAUGAUGAAUUCCAGAACUGCACUAUGCGUACCUGUAUGCCAGGAGAGUAUUCAUGUCGAAAUGGUCUUUGUAUCAGAGAUGAAUUCCUCUGUGACCAUGAGAAUGACUGCGGUGAUCAAUCGGAUGAAGGAUCAGCGUGUAAUUAUUCUCGAUGUGAUCCUGAAACGGAAUUCACCUGUAACAACGGUCUCUGCGUGAUGGCAUCAUGGGUUUGUGACGGUGUCAGUGAUUGCAGAGAUCGCUCUGAUGAACACGGAUGUGAUGAAAACACACCUACAUGUGCUCCUGGUGAAUACAUGUGUGGAGAUGGAUCUUGUAUUCUACAACAACUCGUUUGUAAUAACGAUCCUGACUGUAAUGAUGGUUUGGAUGAAUACCGCUGCGGUGUAAAUGAAUGUGAGAACAAUGCCACUGGAUGCCAUCAUAACUGUGUGAACACGGCUAAUAGUUACUACUGUACAUGUGACGAUGGGUUCCGGUUGAACGCUGACGGACGAACGUGUGACGAAAUAAACGAGUGUGUUGAGACUCCAGGGAUCUGUAGUCAGAUAUGUGAGAACACGGUUGGAGGAUAUAUCUGCAUGUGCGUUGAUGGCUACACCCUACGUAAUGAUAGGAGCUCGUGUAAACACAACUCAGCAAUUGAUCCUCUAAUCAUCUUCAGCAACGUAUACUAUAUUCGGUCUCUCUCACUUGAUGGACGUGAAUACAAUCUGAUCGCAGACGACUUCGGGAGCGCUGUUGCUUUCGAUUACGACUACGCAGAGAGUCGUCUCUACGUCAUGGAUAUAGUACGAGGGCACAUCCUUCGAAUGUGGGUGAACGGAACAGAUCGUGAGGUCAUCAUCAACGACUUCGUCAACGGUGGAGAGGGAAUGUCUGUUGAUUGGGUUGGAAGAAAACUAUACUGGGUUGAUAGUGUGAACGAUGUGAUGGAGGUAGCCGAGCUGGAUGGUAGUCAGAGGAAAACCUUGGUCUAUACUGGAAUGGAUCAACCAAGGGCUGUGGUGGUUAACCCUAAACAUGGUCACGUGUACUGGACUGACUGGGGUCUCGAUGCCUAUAUUGGACGUGUAGGCAUGGACGGUACAGGAAAGACUCGUUUCCAUGACAACAGGAUGGUCUUUCCAAAUGGACUGACCAUUGAUUAUGCUGCGGAGCGACUAUAUUGGUGCGAUGCCCAUCUAAAUCAUGUAGCAUUUUCUGACCUGGACGGUAACACCCUCCAUAUAGUACCAACCCGAGGCACACCAUUGGCGCACCCUUUUGCCAUCUCACUCUUCGAAGAUGAUGUCUACAUAACAGACUGGAAUGAGAAAAUGAUACGUCGGUUUGACAAACUCGGUGGACGGCACAUCAUGGAGUAUGUAGAAACCCUUCAGCUACCAAUGGAUAUACAUAUCUAUCAUCCACUCAGACAGGACCAAACUCUCGUCAAUCCCUGUGGAUCGAACAAUGGAGGUUGUUCUCACAUGUGUCUUAUUGCCCCUGGUGGUCAGACCUUCACAUGUGCUUGUCCAGACAGUUUCGUGCUCGAUCAGGACGGUGUUACCUGUCUGGCAGACUGCUCGUCCAGUCAGUUCGCCUGUGCCAACCAAGAAAAAUGCAUCCCGUUGUCAUGGAGAUGUGAUACAGAGAAGGAUUGUUCUGAUGGGUCUGACGAGCCUGUGGAUUGUCCUACUCGAUACUGUCCUGAUAGGACCUUUCAGUGUGAUGAUACUGCCUGUGUUCCAUCUACUGAGAUCUGCAACGGAGAAGGCAAUUGUUUGGACGGAUCCGACGAAGCUCAUUGCAAUACGACAGUAUGUCAGCCAUGGGAAUUCCGAUGUGGUACAGGAUCAUGCAUUAACCAUGUUCUAGCAUGUAAUGGAGUAGAUAACUGUCCGGAUGGCUCUGAUGAAGUACAGGACGUGUGUGCUCAACGAGGAUGUUCUGAAGGCUAUUUCCAGUGUGGUACUGGGUACUGUAUCCCACAAACAUGGGUGUGUGAUCUCGACAAUGACUGUGGAGAUGCCAGCGAUGAACCUUUAAGAGAAUGUCAAACACGAGCCACCUGUCCAAGUGGUUGGUUCUCAUGUGUGUCUAACUACCGUUGUGUGCCGUCUUGGGCUGUAUGUAAUGGUUAUGAUGAUUGCCGGGAUAACUCUGACGAAGAACAAUGCGCUACGGCCACUUGUGAAGUUGGUGAGUUCCAGUGUGUAAAUGGAGACUGUAUCCCUCAACGUUGGGUGUGUGACUUUGAGAAUGACUGCACUGACGGAUCUGAUGAGCAAACUUGUACUUUUAGACAAUGUUCAGAGAGCGAGUUCCGUUGCACUUCAAACAAGUGCAUCCCACAGAGAUUCGUAUGUGACUUUGAGGAAGAUUGUCCCGGAGGGGACGACGAGGUCGCUUGUCCGGAACGAAUGUGUUACUUCCCAAGUCAGUUCAAAUGUGCCAGUGGUCAUUGUAUUGAUGAAAGUUUUGUGUGUGAUGGAACCAGUCAAUGUCAAGACUCAUCAGACGAAAUAGACUGUCCUACCAGACUUCCUCAAGGUUUAUACUGCUAUCCGAACCAAUUUACCUGUGAUGAUACGGUAUGUCUCCCUCUUAGUUGGAGAUGUGACGGUACCAAUGAUUGCCCUGAUGGUAGCGAUGAAACCCUUUCAUUAUGCUCAUCCAUACCCUGUGAUCCAGAAGAAAGAUGGCGUUGUGAUAAUGGUUUCUGUAUUCCACGGAGUGGUCUCUGUGAUGGCGUUGAUACCUGUGGUGAUGCCAGCGAUGAAAAUGACCACGAAUUGUGUGAGGAAGUAAGACAGUGUACAUCUGAUGAAUUCAAGUGUGUCAAUCAGAAUUGCAUUCCUCAAGAAAAUGUUUGUGAUCUUCAGGACGAUUGUGGUGAUAUGUCAGAUGAGUAUGGCUGCUAUGAUUCUGGUAGUUGUUCAGAAGACAAUGGAGGAUGCCAGGAAGUGUGUAUUCCGUUGACCUUAGGAUACUACUGCUCAUGCGCAGAUGGACAUCAAUUAGCAGAUGAUAGAUCAGGAUGUGAAGAUAUCGAUGAGUGCUUAGACAACCCAUGUCAACAGCAGUGUUCAAACACCAAGGGAUCGUAUGAAUGUAGUUGCUCUGAGGGCUACCAAGAUGAUGGGGUCUUCUUAAGAGGUCAAUACUGCAAGGCAAUAGGUGCUAGACCUCAGUUCUUCUUUGGUGAAGAUGAUGAAGUCCGUUACUUCGACGAUGAGACAAAGAACUAUGGGGUACUUCUAACAACUCAAGGAAUCGUCCGUUCUCUGGAUUAUAAUUUUGACGAAGGUGUGGUAUAUUGGAUCGAUCCUGCUAUACCUGCUCUGAUGAGGGCCUAUAUACCAAACAUUGAUGAGACCGCAGUACCCGAUGAAUUACCACUUCUAAAUAUUUACCGCCCUCAAAAUUUAGCGGUAGAUUGGUUUGGAGGAAACCUUUACUGGACCGACCUUGGUGAGGAAACAGAUGAAGGUGAUGAUAACAACUCAAAGAGGAAGAAGAGAGACGGUCUUCAUCCCUCCCUAUCCAUUUCUACAGCUACCCUGGAUGGGCGUUACCGUCGAGUUCUGGUAGAGGAUGGUAUUGAGAUGCCGGUUGCUUUAGCUGUUAAUCCCCGAAGAGGGGUCUUCUAUUGGUCUGACAUCGGUGCCUUACCUAAGAUUGAAAUGGUUUGGAUGAAUGGUAAUGGACGUCAGAUCUUGGUAGAUACAACCAUUGAGAUGCCUACUGGUCUGGCCAUUGACUUUGCUAACAGAGAUACAGUAUAUUGGUGUGAUCAGAGCAGGAAUGCUAUCGAAUCAAUGAACUGGGAUGGUUCCAAUAGAAAGAUCUUGAGAGCUGCAUCAACCUUGUCCAGGCCACGAAAUUUGGAUGUCUUUGAGAAUAGCAUCUUCUUCACCACUGCUGCCCUUGGGACUGAGGGGGAGAUCCGUCGUCUUGACAAGCUAGGACGUGGUGUUUCUGUGACUGAGAUUCCCAACAUUAAUGAACCUAGUGGACUAAAGCUCUAUCAGGAACAGAGAUAUAACCUCGAUGUUGUGAAUCGUUGUGAGGAUAGUCCAUGCAGUCAUCUUUGUUUCCUGAUACCGGUCAGUGAUGGUAGUACACGAACAAGAGGCUAUGCCUGUGGAUGCCCGGAUGGUGAUUCCUUCCAAACAGGAAGUACAACAAGAUGCAGAAGUGCCACCAUGGAGCCGCGACCUCUUCCUGAUCCGAUCCCUAAUUGCCCUUGUCUCAAUGGAGGAGUAUGUCUGGAUGAUGGAACAUGCGAGUGCAGAGAUGGAUGGACAGGAGAGAACUGUGCAGCUCAAGCCCUGAAGCAAAAAGGACUAAAUGCUGGAGCUACUGCUGGCAUAGCGGUUGGUUGUGCAAUCCUGGUUCUUAUCUUAGCAAUUAUUGUCUUCUUGAUUAUCAGAAGGAGGACUGGAAUUGUGAAAACGCCAAAGAGAGAAGGUCAUGUGACGUAUAGGACAGGAACCAAUGUCGAGCUUCCAUUCCAGAGCCAUGAUACUCCUGACCAUGCUGCCUUUGAGAACCCUAUCUUUGCCAAUGGAAACCGCAACGUUGAGGAAAAUAUUUACAUGAACGACGAAGAGCUCGCCGCCGAGGGGUAUUACGACCCCAACACCGGGCUUGAGAAACCUCCCCUAACUGGAGGACCCGAUGAUGCUGUGUACCUCCCUGAAAAGAUGGGGGUUCCAGAAGGUGGUAUCGAUGCCUCUGCCAUCCCUCCUCCACCGGAUGAUCUGCCUCCACCCCCUCCUGAGCUUCAGAUUAGUGUAGAGGUCGGGAUGAAUGGUCAGGCGAGGAUGGUUCCUUUACCAGAGAUGGACCUUAUGACCCCGCCCACAUCUCCAACAUUUAGUCCAACCGAAGGAGAGGGGGACAGGAACACACUGGUCUUUCAGGAUGAAGAUGAAUGAGGACCAGAAAUUAUCUUGUCCUAUUUUGGAACCCAGAAAGACAAAAGACUUUUUGAACGCUUCUUUGAUCAAGAUCCAGACAUAUACUUCUACUUCCAAAGAUAGAAUCAUUAAAGGAUUUUGAUAAAUGUA